Molecule: messenger RNA, 1163 nt
Organism: Nylanderia fulva
Lineage: Eukaryota; Metazoa; Arthropoda; Insecta; Hymenoptera; Formicidae
Gene: Trf
Product: TATA-box binding protein-related factor
Biological process (GO): DNA-templated transcription initiation
Molecular function (GO): DNA binding
Source: RefSeq, a predicted model, not a curated record
CUGCGACUGCUCAUUCUAGGCCGGUCGAAGCAUGCGCUAAGUUAAAGGUUGGGCAAUUACUUUCGCUCAAGCACAUGUGAGCACGAAUACAUUAUAACUGGAGUGCUUGUUUAUAACGUCGAUCUCUUGCAAAAUGACACAAAUCCCGCAGGAGGACAACGAAUUAAAAAGAUUACUUAAUAAUCCGGCGAAAAAUGCAUGCGAAGAUGGAUCGAUGGCUCCACCGUUAUCGACUAAUGUACCGAGGCCAAGCACGUCGCAAAAUGUCAAUCCACAAUCGAUGAUGAGCGCAAUGACACCGGCUAAUAGCGCGAAGGAUUUUGUGGACCCUUGCUUACAGAACGUAGUCUCCACAGUUAACUUGCAAACAGAAUUAAAUCUCACUUAUAUUAACAUAAGAACGAGGAAUUCUGAAUAUAAUCCAGCGAGGUUCACCGGACUGAUAAUGAGAAUACGGAAUCCAAGAGCAACAGCAUUGAUCUUUAGUUCGGGCAAAUUAGUAUGUACAGGUGCGAGAAGUGAAGACGAUUCACUUUUGGCAGCAAGAAAAUUUGCCAGAAUAAUCCAGAAGCUUGGUUUCUCUGUAAAAUUCUGCAAUUUCAAAGUACAGAAUAUUGUUGCAACAUGUGACAUGAAAUUUCCUAUUAAAUUGGAAGGUUUGUAUCGGCAGCAUGCUCAGUUCUGCAGCUAUGAGCCAGAAUUGUAUCCCGGUCUGAUAUACAGAGUGUUAUUACCUAGAGUGGUAUUACUGAUAUUCGUGAAUGGUAAAGUUGUAUUAACAGGAGCGAAAAAUAGAUCUGAAUUAAGAAGUGCGUUAGAUAUUUUAUAUCCAGUAUUCCAACAAUACAGAAAGUAUUAAUUAAGAUAUAAUCUGUUUGUGGACACAACAAAUUGCUACAAAUAAAAUAAAUACAUAACAAUGUAAAUAUAUAAAGAUAGAAAAAUUAAUUGUAUGACAAAGAAAUAAUAAUUAAGUAUCUAUAGUUAAAAAUUUAGAUAAGAGUAUUAUGUACCUUAUCUGUAUGACAGUGUAUGAGAUGAAAGGAAAUAAGAUUGUAUUUUGUACAUUUGUAUAAUAAUCUACAUCUGAGUAAUAUCUUUUAUAUGAUAUGAGAUGAUGAAACAUUAUGAUUAAUGAUAUAAAACAGAUGUGUGGUUUGAUA